Molecule: messenger RNA, 1993 nt
Organism: Centruroides sculpturatus (bark scorpion)
Lineage: Eukaryota; Metazoa; Arthropoda; Arachnida; Scorpiones; Buthidae
Gene: Pli
Product: protein pellino-like
Exons: 10
Coding region: 137-1474 (445 amino acids)
Biological process (GO): regulation of Toll signaling pathway; protein polyubiquitination
Molecular function (GO): ubiquitin protein ligase activity; protein binding
Source: RefSeq, a predicted model, not a curated record
UAUAUAUAUAAAAUAUGGCAGCCAUUGAUGAAUUAAUGUAGAUGACCAAAACAAAAGGUUGUACAGAUGAAAGUCAAAUGAUAAUAUCAUGGAAAGGUAUUAACCUUCAAAAUAACGUGGAAUGCAUACAUAAGACAUGAUCAUUCAUCGUUUAGACAUGUUGGGAAAUAACCCAUCUGUUCACCAAUGUUGUUCAACGUCCACGGAUCUUCCAUCCCCUCCUUGUGCAUCGAUACUUGACAGAUGCGUGCAGAAUGAGGUUGGACAUAGUCUAAAAAGGAGGACAGUUUAUGGAGAACUUGUCAUUUUAGGAUAUAAUGGGUGCCUUCCACAAGGUGAUAAAGGAAGAAGACGUAGUAAAUUUAUUUUAUACAAAAAACCUGUGCCAAAUGGAAUCAAGAAGUCUAAACAUUAUAUAGUAAAAACCCCAAAGACAUCACCAGCUAUGCUUGAUGCCGAAAGACAUUCCAUAUCUUAUUCACUAUCUCGGAAUCAAGCAGUAAUAGUGGAAUAUAAAACUGAUAACGAAACAGAUAUGUUUCAGAUUGGUCGAUCAUCUGAAAGUCCUAUUGAUUUUGUUGUAAUGGAUACACUUCCUGCACAAAAAUUAGAUCAGAAAUCUGUCCAAAGUACUAUAUCUAGAUUUGCUUGCCGAAUUAUAGUAGAAAGGAAUGGUAACCACACUUCUAAAAUAUAUGCUGCUGGAUUUGAUUCUUCACGUAAUAUUUUUCUUGGGGAAAAAGCCAUAAAAUGGCAACAUAACAGUGAGGUAGAUGGGCUGACAACUAAUGGUGUGCUUAUUAUGCAUCCAAAAGAGCCAUUUAAUGACACUUCAUUUCAGCCAGGAGUUUGGAGAGAGGUUUCUGUUGGAGGAGAAAUAUAUGCUCUUAGAAUGUCUCGAUCUGGUCAGAAAGGAAUGAAAAUUGAAGGUGAAACUAAUACACUACAGGAUGGUACAUUAAUUGAUUUAUGUGGAGUAACUCUACUCUGGAGAUCAGCUGAAGGUCUUAAAAAAUCACCUACAAGACAUAGAUUGGAAGAAAUGAUUGAUGAAUUAAAUGCUGGUAGACCACAGUGUCCCGUUGGUUUAAAUACUCUGGUAAUUCCUUCCAAAUCAACAAUUUCUAUGGGAGAAAAACAGCCUUAUAUAUAUUUAAAUUGUGGUCAUGUACAAGGAUUACAUGAUUGGGGUCACAAUACUAAUGGACGUACAUGUCCAGUCUGUCUAAGGGUUGGUCCUGUGGUAAGAUUGUGUAUGGGAAGCGAACCAGCAUUUUAUGUAGAUAAUGAGCGUCCAACUUUUGCCUUUAAUCCAUGUGGACACAUGGCAUCCGAAAAUACCGUUAAAUACUGGGCAUCGGUGCCAAUUCCCCACGGAGCCAACGGAUUUCACGCCGCCUGUCCAUUUUGCAUUACUCCGUUGAUGGGCGAUUCCGGUUACGUCAAGCUCAUUUUUCAAGAUCACGUAGAUUGACAUCAAACCAUAGGGCUUCCUUCUUAAGAUUUCACAAUUUUCAUUUUGUUUCUCUUUUGGAAACAGAAUUGACCAAUUUUCAUAGUUCCACAAAUUAAUUUUUCAUUUAGUUCCUGUGAUCUACAUUCAUUUAAUUUAUCAUAAUCUAGUGAUAUAUAAACAAAGGAAAUGAACAAGUGAUACUUGUGUACCUGAUGUAGUGCCAGAUUUCACAAUCUCCAACCAGUGUUGUGCCUCUCGCACAGUCAUCGCAUUUUUGUACAUUCGGCAAUCGAUACUUUCAUUUUUAUUAUAUCAUACGCAGAGUUUAAUUUUAUUUAUAUACCUAUAUUAUGUAUAUUGUGUACGUGCGUGUGAAUGAAUGUACGAUAUAUUUUAACUUAUUGCCUUUUUUGUUGUCUAAAUUUAUUUAUAUACAGUAUUUCAGUGUAAUAAAUGUUGUAUAAUGUCUCAUGUAUAAUAUAUUUAUUUGAUAUAAUAUUUGGAAAUGAUAUAAAUCCUUCCAAAUUUAAAUGUGUA